Molecule: messenger RNA, 3611 nt
Organism: Prosopis cineraria
Lineage: Eukaryota; Viridiplantae; Streptophyta; Magnoliopsida; Fabales; Fabaceae
Product: casein kinase 1-like protein 3
Exons: 17
Coding region: 219-1472 (417 amino acids)
Biological process (GO): peptidyl-serine phosphorylation; signal transduction; endocytosis
Cellular component (GO): cytoplasm; nucleus
Molecular function (GO): protein serine/threonine kinase activity; ATP binding
Source: RefSeq, a predicted model, not a curated record
UCUAUUAUGCCCCUCGUUACCUUGCUUCACUUCCUGCGUGGCUUCGGUUUCUCCUACGGGCAUCGGAGUUCGGAAAACGAACGAGACAAGCAAUCAGAUGCUCGGACCCUUCUCCAAUCUAUUCUGAGUUUUCUUGGAUUCAGAUCGAAGAACUUUUGAAUUCUAGCUUCUCUUUCAUGCUCAGAUAGUUUCCAAAAUACCUUUUCUUAGAAUUCGACAUGGAACGGAUCGUCGGCGGCAAGUACAAGCUCGGCCGCAAGAUCGGAAGCGGAUCCUUUGGCGAAAUUUACCUCGCUACUCAUGUCGAUACCUUCGAGAUACUUGCGGUGAAAAUUGAGAACAGUAAAACCAAGCACCCACAGCUGCUAUACGAGGCAAAACUGUAUCAUGUUCUUCAAGGAGGAAGUGGAAUUCCUAGCAUAAGAUGGUCUGGUGUCGAUGGGGAGGACAAUGUGCUAGUUCUUGAUUUGUUGGGACCCAGUCUUGAAGAUCUGUUUGCGUAUUGUGGAAGAAAGUUUUCGUUGAAGACUGUCUUAAUAUUAGCUGAUCAAAUGAUCACGAGAAUAGAGUACGUUCAUUCUAAGGGUUUUUUGCACAGAGAUAUAAAACCUGAUAACUUUCUCAUGGGACUUGGUCGGAAGGCCAAUCAGGUUUACAUGAUUGAUUUUGGUCUUGCAAAACGAUAUCGGGAUCCCACAACCAAUCAUCACAUUCCUUACCGGGAGAACAAAAACCUAACAGGCACUGCACGUUAUGCAAGCUGUAAUACUCACCUUGGUAUUGAGCAAAGCCGCCGAGAUGAUUUGGAGUCACUAGGAUAUGUGCUUUUGUACUUCCUUAGAGGAAGCCUUCCUUGGCAAGGUCUAAAGGCUGCAACAAAGAAGCAAAAAUAUGAUAAAAUUUGUGAAAAGAAAGUAUCAACUCCUAUUGAGGUCCUAAGCAAAUCUCAUCCUGUAGAGUUUACUUCGUACUUCCAUUAUUGCCACUCUUUGAUGUUUGACCAGCGACCUGAUUAUGGAUUUUUGAAGCGUCUAUUCCUGGACCUAUUUGCCCGACAAGGUUUUGAAUUUGAUUAUGUAUUUGAUUGGACCAUUUUAAAGUACCAGCAGACACAAAAGAGUAAAGUUCAGCCUCACUCACCUUCAGCUCCUAGAGCAAGCAACAAUUGUACAAAGCCAACGGCUGCUGAAAAUCUUCAUGGUGUUUGUGCUUAUUCAGGGGAUGUCUUGGAGCACGUGAGACCUGACAAUGCUACUGGUUCUGGUGUUAAGAUGCAGUUCAAAUCACCAGCAGGCAAAAAUGUAGGUGCUAGUAAUCCUAUUGACAGGAAUAUUUUUGAAGAUGCAAAUAUGGCUUCUACUUCAUAUUCACAUGCUGGUACCUUGAAGCGGAACUCCUUGAAGCCUGCCUUGACUACUGAAGCUGCAAACCCUGGUCAUGGGCAAGGCAGUAAAAAUUGGUCCUUCAAGUAGCUGGAUUUCAUUGCUGCAAUGCACACCUUGGCCAAAUGAAUGAUCUAUAUGCUUUGAAUGAGGUCAUGAAGACUCAGCACAUAUAUAUGAAGCUGCAAAUGUGUGGUGGUUUUGAGAUGUUUCUAUUUUUCAAAUGUUUGGUCAAAUAUUUUGGUGAUCCAUCAAUGGAGACUGCAACUGUGCUGCAAAGUUGAAAAAUUGUUUGCAAUUACCAGGUUCUCAAGAAUAUAAACAAUACAAAUCUGAGGAAAAAAGUUUUGGUUGAAAGAUCUCUGAAAUAAUGGUUUUCUGAGAGAUAUCAAAGGUUUGGGGCUUUUAUUUUACACCUACAAACAUUUCAUUGCUUUCCUGUCUUUAAUUUAGGCGCAUGAGUUUACUCAAUUGUUGAGAGCUUUAUCUCAUUAUUUUAAUAGUCAUCAUCAGCUGUUGUCUUGAUAUUGUUAUUUAAAGAAGGAUCUUCGCAUUGUGUGUUGGAAAGAUCAGGGACUUGAUCGAGAUAAAUGUCAACUUUCUUAACUUAGUAUGUUCUAAUUUUUUUUUUUUUUUCCCGGUCCAAUACAACCAAGAUGAUCCAGAAGCACUAAUUUACUUGUAGGUGGCACUUACUUUGACACUUGGCCUGCUUAUUUUGUGUGCUCAGUCUCGAGACCAAUGAAUACAGUCUGGUUUUAUUUCAGUCAAGUUCAAGGACUCUUUUCCAAAAAACAUUAUCUGCAGGACUAUUUAUGACAGAAAAUUGCCUUUUAUAUGAAUGCUACUAUGAGCACGUCCAUGCUGCUACCUCUUGUGAAUAAUUCUGCAUAACAGAGCUGUCUGGAAGGGAAUACCUUGAGGAAAUAAUGAUUCCAGCAUUUGUCCAUCACAUCGUCUUUUAAGCAUGUUCUGGCUACUUAAUAAUUCGAUGCGGAUUCUGUAGGUUUGGAAGUGGCCACCAAUUACAUCAAGGAACAACAUAGUUGGGGUGUUUGUGGGCUUGAAUAAGGAACGAAUUUGCUACUUCAUGUUAUUACUGUGUCCAUGGUGUGGUGCGUUAGAUACCCUAGGAAAUUCUGCAAAACUCCUGGUAUUGGAUAUUUUGUCCGACACCUUUAAUUGAGGGAUCAAAGUAGUUAUUGAUUGUCUGUCACUUCCAUGCAUUUUGAAACCCUCAAGUGGAAGUUUUGAAUCCUUGGAAUCUGAGAAUGGAUUUUUUGUGUAGAGAGACAGUGACAGAUUCGAUCACUGAUUGACUGCUCUAGGAUGUCUGGGGGCUUUGUAAUAAGCUUGAAAUAACAGCUGGUUUUUGUCAUGAAUGUUGACUUCCAGAGGUCUUUUGGAAAAAAAAAAAAAAAAAAAAGAUCAGUGAUUGCUAUUUAAUUUUUCUGUGACGAUGUCACCGUUCUAUUUCAGUUGAUGAUAGGAUGUGUUCUCAUUCUCUGUUUGGCGCUGAAUCUGGGUCGCUCUCGAAGGGCAAACAAUGAGCAAGAUUUAGAUUCUAUGGUCUUAACGUCAACGAUCAUUUUUCCUGGAUAGAUGAUGCUUGGGGAUCCAUUUGUAAGCAAGAUUACCUACAGCUUAAUGAUGAUCCUGCCAUUCCCUUAUCAGCCAGAUUUCUGUCUUGAUUUUGUUGAUUAGAUUCACUUCAUAUGUAAAAGUAGGGCUUUUUUUUUUGGCCUUUUAUAUUAUGAUUAUAUGAUCAAGUCAAAUUUAAGUAUUGUCAUACUCAAUUGAAGGCAGUUCUUUCUGCAUUCACAGACUUGAACUCAAAAUCUCGUAUUUAAGUGAUGCUAGCUUCUGUUAAGAGGACCGAUGCCUCUUCGUCUACGUGUGGAAAACUUGAAGGCAGCUCAGCUUGUUCUUUACACAAUCACUAAACAAGUUUAUCAUGUUGGGCGGAGCGCAUUAAUAUGGUGGAUAGGAACAUAUAUGGCAUAUUCGGAGGUGUUUUGAAAUUAAAUCAGUAAAAAUUUCCAACUCGAGAUAAAACCCAGGUGGUGACACUGACUGGCUCGAGCCUUGAGAAGUUGCCCAGAUUCAGUUAAAGAAAUUGCGUGUAAAAUGUUAAGUAGAUUCAGAUUUGAAGAAGAAACUACCGGAGGGGUUGUUUCCAGUUUAAAGUCACUGUUUGAUAAUUAAAGUCUUGAAAUUUACGGGCAACAA